AUGGGCGCGCUUAUAGGCAGCAAGAAUAGCGGGUCCGGACUUGCUCUUCAUGAGUUUGACGUGGAUGGCAUUGCUGUCGUAAUUGUAAAGAACAAGCAUGUUGUUGUGGCCAAGAUUGAGGUGCCAGAGGCCAGUGUGGGGGGAGCGGGCACCAGAGAGCAGCAGGGUAUCAUGGCAAUGAAUGUCAAGGCGAGUGGCCGAGAAGGUUGCCGUGCAGCCGUCAUCGCACAGUUGUCCGAUGGAGAGGAGCGGAUGGGAAGCGAGCCCAGGAAAAAUGUGGGCUUGGCAGGCUGCGGGGGAGAAACCAGGAAGGGCCAGGGUGGCAAUGUGGCUCGAGCGAAGGACGGCGCCGUUCGGGACACGGACGGCUAG
Messenger RNA from Phaeodactylum tricornutum CCAP 1055/1, 372 nucleotides. RefSeq lists its product with no specific name. Lineage: Eukaryota; Bacillariophyta; Bacillariophyceae; Surirellales; Neidiaceae. The coding region runs from base 1 to 372 and encodes 123 amino acids. The transcript has 2 exons. The record is from RefSeq and is a predicted model, not a curated record.